Molecule: messenger RNA, 1604 nt
Organism: Aspergillus alliaceus
Lineage: Eukaryota; Fungi; Ascomycota; Eurotiomycetes; Eurotiales; Aspergillaceae
Product: lytic polysaccharide monooxygenase auxiliary activity family 9 protein
Exons: 1
Coding region: 412-1488 (358 amino acids)
Source: RefSeq, a predicted model, not a curated record
CUUCUUUCCAGCACUAUCACUAUCGAAGUGAAUCCCCUCCUAUCGGAAAAAUAGGCCGGCAGUGGACCCGCAUGCUGGCUUUAAUCUAUGUGUAGCAGAGCUAUCGACCAUGAACCUUUGUUAAUUUCGAAGCAGUUGGGCCUGAGCGGUAGCCCAUAGUCCCGCCAUCAUGAAGACAAGGAUGGAUAGCAUUAUAAAAAGCAGACAUCUCGCGAUCAUGGGCAGAGUAUCCUUUUCCUCUUCAGCUUUACAUUCACUCCUUUCUUCAGGGUGCCGAACCUGCCUUUCUCUUGUUUCUCUUAUACUGUCUUCAUUGAUUGAAGAUCAUUCUUUUCACUCUUUCCCACUUCGGUCCUUUCAAACCACGAGAAACGCUGUGCGUUGAUCAGUUCAAGAAUUUCACAUAUCAAAAUGUCUAUCGCUAAGAUUGCUGGUGUUGUCCUCGGCUCGGCCGCCCUGGUCGCCGCUCACGGUCACGUCUCUGGUGCCGUCGUUGAUGGACAGUACUACGGUGGAUAUGACAUUUCUUAUCACUACCAACCCAACCCCCCUAAGGUCAUCGGAUGGUCCACCGAGGCCCUCGACAACGGAUUCGUCGACGGUAGCGGGUAUGCCGACGCCGACAUUAUCUGCCACAAGAACGCCAAGAACGCGGCUCUCUCUGCUGAGAUCGCUGCUGGCAAGCAGGUCGAGAUCCAGUGGACAGCCUGGCCCGAGAGCCACAAGGGUCCUGUCAUCACCUACCUCGCCAACUGCAAUGGUGACUGCUCUACCGUUGACAAGACCUCUCUUGAGUUCUUCAAGAUUGACGAGAAGGGCCUCAUCAGCGGCAGUGACAACAAAUGGGCCUCUGAUGACCUGAUCUCCGGCAACAACAGCUGGACCGUGACCAUCCCCAGCAGCAUUGCUGCCGGCAACUAUGUCCUGCGUCACGAAAUCAUUGCCCUUCACUCCGCUGGCAACAAGGAUGGUGCCCAGAACUACCCCCAGUGUCUCAACCUCAAGGUCACCGGCGGUGGCAGCGAUAAGCCUGAGGGUACCCUCGGUACUGCUCUCUACAAGGACACCGACCCUGGCAUCGAGAUCAACAUCUACCAGACUCUGUCCGACUACACCAUCCCCGGCCCUGCCCUCUAUUCCGGCAGCUCUUCUAGCGGCUCCUCCGGCAGCUCCAAAGCUGCUCCUUCCGCCACGGCUGCUCCUCUCCAGACUAGCACUGCCACUGCUUACCAGACUUCCACUGCUGUUGCCAGUGUCACUGUCACUGGCUCGGCUCCCGCUCAGACCCACGUCCAGGCCACCACUUCGGCCGCUGCUUCCACUCCCACUGCCAGCUCCGGUUCUAGCUCCGGCUCUGGCCCUAGCGCUAGCGGCGACCUGACCUCUUACUUCAGCUCCCUUAGCGCUGAAGAGCUCCUGAACGUUGUCAAGCAGACCCUCUCUUGGCUGGUCACCGAAAAGGUUCACGCCCGUGACAUCUCUGCUUAGAUCUACCCACGGGACGUGGUUUGAGACCGAAUAGACAUUCUUUUAGACUUAUAUUCGUUCAUUCCACCCAGGAAUUACACUUUUGCCUUGAUGAGGAUCCGGCAUCCAGCUUUGUG